Messenger RNA from Labrus mixtus (cuckoo wrasse), 2873 nucleotides. Its product is annotated as acetylgalactosaminyl-O-glycosyl-glycoprotein beta-1,3-N-acetylglucosaminyltransferase-like. Lineage: Eukaryota; Metazoa; Chordata; Actinopteri; Labriformes; Labridae. The transcript is spliced from 2 exons. Gene Ontology annotation, molecular function: hexosyltransferase activity. Gene Ontology annotation, cellular component: membrane. The record is from RefSeq and is a predicted model, not a curated record. The coding region runs from base 201 to 1343 and encodes 380 amino acids.
CCUGCCAGCAACUUCCACCUCCUACUAUCUCAACAGCAUGUGCUAAACUUUAUCUUAAAUACUCAUCGUUCUGGCUUCUGCAUGAAACUACCUGAAUUGCUGAUAUCGAAGCACCCAGUGCCUCACCCAUACUGAAGCGUGCACAGAUUGACUGCUGACUAUCAGAGGGACAAAUCCAGCUCUGGCAUUAAUCUGCCAAUAUGUUCAGAUUUUUACCAAGAAAAUUCAACAGAGUGAGGACUGUGUUGCUUCUGGGAGGUCUCCUCAUGGUUUUUUAUCUCUACAAAGAUUAUCUUGACUACGAAAUCCUCCAUGUAGAUGCCGGAAUGGAUGGCAGUCGAAUAUUACCACUCAUCCAAAAUACCUCCUAUGUAUUUUCCUGGCCAAGUUGUGAAAAAAAUAUGUCUGUUGACAACAUCACAAAUUUCCACAUACUUCCUGAUCGCAUGCAGGACUAUUUUUAUUAUCAACACUGUCGACAUUUCCCAAUGCUACUGGACCUUCCUGACAAAUGUGGAGGAGCUGAUGGAUCCUCAGAAGUCUUCCUUCUUUUAGUCAUCAAAAGCUCCCCGGAGAAUUAUGACCGCAGAGAGACCCUGCGCAAGACCUGGGCAAACGAGAGUUUGCAAAACAGUGUGUGGGUCAGACGUAUCUUUAUCAUAGGAUCAAUGGGGUUGGACAUUGAGAAGAAAAGAGUGAACAAAGUUCUUAAGCUGGAGCAAAGUCAGCACAAUGACAUUCUUCAAUGGGACUUUAAGGACACUUUUUACAACCUCACCUUGAAGCAGAUACUCUUUCUGGAAUGGAUGGAAAGAAACUGUCCUAAGGCACGUUUCCUGUUAAAUGGUGACGAUGACGUCUUUGUGAACAUAAACAACGUGGUCAAGUAUCUCCAAAGCCUUGAGGACAAUGAUGGAAGCAAGCACCUCUUUACCGGCUGUCUGGUAAGAGGUAUGCCACCCAUUAGAGAUUCAUGGAGCAAGUAUUUUGUUCCAGUCCAGUUGUAUAAGUUAGACUCAUACCUCCCUUACUGUAGUGGUGGGGGCUUCCUCUUAUCAGGUUACACGGCUUUGGUCAUAUACAACAUGUCCAAGUCGAUUGCCCUUCUUCCCAUUGAUGAUGCCUACAUGGGAUUGUGCCUGGCCAAAGCAGGACUUAGUCCAGAUAUGCAUUUGGGUGUGAAGCCAUUAGGACUUCACGGUCUCUCCAGACGUGCAGAUGAAUAUGACCCUUGCUUUUAUAAAGAACUUCUACUUGUUCACAGAUUCCUUUCAGCUCAAACAUAUCUUAUGUGGCACAGUAUAAAUGACCCCAAUCUGAAAUGCUUUGGCAAUGCCAAAUAGUGAUUGCAUGAUGAUGACAGAGCUUGUUGGCACCAAGAUAUUCCCACUUUGUUCAGUGUAAUCCAUGAAACAUUUAAUGCUAAACCUUUAAAAACAAAUGUACAUAGCUUAAACUUUAAGUAUAUUACUGAAGCUUAGAUUGGGGUGUAGUUGCACUCGAAAAUAUUAUGCUGACAGUUGUUUACAGAAAGCAGCCACGCCUGUAAAUGAAAACUAUUUGUACAAUAUAUUUAAAACUUCUCUAUUGCUUUAAAAUAUAGCUCCUAAAUAACAGUGUCAUUAUUUUGUACCAUAGUGUACAAUGACAUUUCAAUCAGGAGAGAUAAUUGAAUUAAGAAAAUCAUUUAUUAGAAAUGAAUAAUAUGGAAAUGUGUCUUGACAGAAAUACUUUUAGCUUGGACUCUAUGGGAUGGGUGAUGUGUUUGGAGAAUGACAAUUCUGAGCUUCAGCAGCAUAAUUCCCCCCCAUGGAGUCCAGACCCUGGUGGUGGUGAAGCUAAGGACUAUAUGAGACUGGAUGGGAUGGAGAAUUGAUGGAUAAUGAUUCUGCAAAGAUGGCCGGUGGAGGGGAGGUGGAGGGGUGCAUGAAACAUCAACAUGAAGGAACUAAGGCAGAGAAAGAAACAUAUUUAAAAGGGGAGCAGAACGAUGAUAGGUUCAAAAAGGGGGCGGAACGCCAUGCCAUUGGUUAGAUGAGUACCACUGAUGAGACAGCUGAUUAUCCAAUGACAGCCCCAGAAAAUGACAGCUCAAGAAGUACAGCGGAAAUGUGAGUGAGCGUGCAAAAAGGAUGAAUGAGAAAGAUUAAGAUUACUUUAUUGAUCCCCGCAAGGGGAAAUUCUGUUUUUACACUCUGUUUAUCAUGCAACACACACAUAGGCUGAAAUAUACUUUUUAUAUAUAUUUAUAUUUAUUGAGACAAAUACAGUAUGUGAAUAAUUGGAUUCUUCCUAACAUACACUAAAUUAUUUGUAGGUAUACAUGUCUUGUAAACACAAACUACCAAUGAGUCAUAAUGAUAUGUUGAUGGUUAAAAUGGCAGGAAUACAUUUCAUCAUCAAUCAAAAUGUUCCAUUAAAUGUGUUACAGCUAAGUAGACAGACUUUUAAAGAAAGUGUCAGAUUUUAUUUGAUUAAAGAAAAAACAUAUCCUUUUAAAGACAUUCAAAUAUUUCCUAGUCAACGUUUAACUUAGCUGUGGAAAAGGCUAAAUAAUGUACAAUGAGCAGGUUACAGGUAGCAAGAUAUAAGUACAUGUAUCACGUUUAAUUUUUUAUUCCACCAUAAUUGUCUGUGCAUGAACAUUUCCGCUGAUAUAUUGAAGAAAAUAUUGGAUGAAACUUGGAUUUCGGUUGUAUUUUAUAUAUAUAUAUAUAUUAUUUGUGCUUUGGUAAUGAGAUUUGCUUGUUAAGAAUGCAGCAGUAUAUUGCUCUAAUGAUUUCAUUUAACCUGUAACCUUGGCUGCUUUGUGUUUAUGCAGGAUGACAUGUUUACCACAGCCAUUUAAAAAUGGUAUUAUGUCAUUCUAAAAA